This is a messenger RNA of Leptonychotes weddellii (Weddell seal), 1072 nucleotides long. NCBI's taxonomy places the organism in Eukaryota, Metazoa, Chordata, Mammalia, Carnivora, Phocidae. The record is from RefSeq and is a predicted model, not a curated record.
AUGAGGCUAGGAGGGUCCAGUGGAGGGGGAGGCGGCCGGGCCGUGGGUUCCCUGCCGCGACCCGCCCUCACUCGUACCUCUUGUGUUUUGAUAGAGAAGUGGGACGCCUUCAUAAAGGAAACCGAGGACAUCAACACGCUCCGGGAGUGCGUGCAGAUCCUGUUUAACAGCAGAUAUGCGGAAGCCCUGGGCCUGGACCACAUGGUCCCCGUCCCCUACAGGAAGAUUGCCUGCGACCCAGAGGCUGUGGAGAUUGUGGGUAUCCCAGACAAGAUCCCCUUCAAGCGCCCCUGCACCUACGGGGUCCCCAAGCUGAAGCGGAUCCUGGAGGAGCGACACAGCAUCCACUUCAUCAUUAAGAGGAUGUUUGAUGAGCGAAUCUUCACAGGGAACAAGUUUACCAAAGACCCCACGAAGCUGGAGCCAGCCAGCCCGCCAGAGGAUACUUCUACAGAGAUCUCCCGUGCGUCUGUCCUCGACCUGCCCGGGACUGCUCGGUCAGACAAGAAUGGUGUCUCUGAAGACUGUGGGCCAGGAACUUCUGGGGAGCUGAGUGGGCUGAGGCCCAUUAAAAUUGAGCCAGAGGAUCUAGAUAUUAUUCAGGUCACCGUCCCAGACCCUUCACCCACCUCUGAGGAGAUGACAGACUCAAUGCCUGGGCAUCUGCCCUCAGAAGAUUCUGGUUACGGGAUGGAGAUGCUGACUGGUAAGAAAUGGGCUGGGAACCCACCUCCCUGGGGCGUAACGGGGAGAAGGAUGGGCCAGGAAGCCCCCCAGAGGAAACCCAGUGUGUGCCUGACUCCUUGUGCGGGGUAGGUUCCUCUCUGGACACCUGAAGUCGGCCUUGGUUUAUAUUAAGUCUGGCUUCUACAUCUUUCCCACGAGUCCCCGUGUGAAUUAACUUGUUCAUUUGUUCAACAACUAUUUACUGAGCACCUACUAUGUACCAGGAGGUCCUGUGCGAGGUGCUGGGGACAGAGCAGUGUACCAAACACACCAAGGUGCCUGUGUUCCCAGUGCAGCGAGACAGAGAGUAAGCAAAUCACUAGGUAAAAUAGAAAGUUAGAGGGUG